Molecule: messenger RNA, 5005 nt
Organism: Rhineura floridana
Lineage: Eukaryota; Metazoa; Chordata; Lepidosauria; Squamata; Rhineuridae
Gene: PNPLA7
Product: patatin like phospholipase domain containing 7
Exons: 35
Coding region: 149-4126 (1325 amino acids)
Biological process (GO): lipid metabolic process
Cellular component (GO): endoplasmic reticulum
Molecular function (GO): phosphatidylcholine lysophospholipase A1 activity
Source: RefSeq, a predicted model, not a curated record
GCGCCGCACACGCAAGUGACUCCCUUCCCUCGCACUGACCCCGCCAACGGACUUUGCCCUUUGGCACCGCCCCGAGGGCUCGCUCCUCCGGGGAACGAGCCGUUAGGAACUUCCCUCUCCCCGCGAGGCUGCCUGUGGAGCCUCCGCCAUGGAGCCCAAGGACGCCUGCUCCUCCCUCCCGCAGGUCAACUCCUCAAGUUUAGACCUAAGAACGCAAGUUCUUCAGUUCGUACAAGACCGAAUGCAGACUACUAUGCUAACUGGAAUAAUCAUUGGUGCGACGGUAGCCCUGUUGCUUAUUGGGAUCAUUGUCUAUUUUGUUUACCGGAAGGUGAAGCAAUCAAAGCAACCUCAGCCACAAGUGCCUCAAUACAGGUUCCGCAAGAGAGACAAAGUCAUGUUCUACGGCCGCAAGAUCAUGCGUAAGGUAACGACUCUGCCAAACUCCCUGGUUGGAAACCCAGUGCCUCGGCAGCGGAUGCGGAAGAGGGCCAAGGUCCUGUCCUUGGCAAAGAGAAUCCUGCGCUUCAAGAAGGAGUCCCCCACGCUGCAGCCAAAGGAGCCGCCUCCCUCCCUACUGGAGGCCGAUUUAACCGAGUUCGAUGUGAAGAAUUCCCACUUGCCCUCCGAAGUCCUUUACAUGCUUAAAAAUGUCAGGGUCCUCGGCCACUUUGAGAAGCCUCUUUUCCUGGAGCUGUGCAAGCACAUGGUCUUCGUGCAGCUGCACGAAGGGGAGUACAUCUUCCGCCCAGGGCAGCUGGACAACAGCAUUUACGUGGUGCAAGACGGCAAGCUGGAAGUCUGCCUCCAGGAAAAUGAUGGCACAGAGGUGGUGGUGAAAGAGGUCUCGGCGGGAGACAGCGUCCACAGCCUCCUCAGCAUUCUGGAUGUCAUCACGGGCCACCCUGCCCCAUACAAAACCGUUUCUGCUCGAGCAGCAAUGCCUUCCACCAUCCUGCGCCUCCCAGCCAACGCAUUUCAAGACGUCUUCCAGAAAUAUCCUGAGACUCUUGUUAGAGUCGUGCAGAUCAUCAUGGUGAGGCUGCAGAGAGUGACCUUCCUGGCUUUGCACAACUACCUUGGCUUGACCACCGAACUCUUCAGCUCCGAGAGCCAGGCCAUCCCGCUGGUGUCGGUCGCCAGCGUCACCUCUGGUGGAAGCAGAGCGGUGAAGAGGCAGCUGUCCAAUCUGUCCGAGGAUGAGCGAGCAGAGAAGCCAGAAACUGAGCCUGGGAAGUCUCCUGCAUCUGAAAAUCCUCUCAGAAGGAGCUUGUCUUUGUCAUCAUCCUCAGCAUCGUCCUCUGGAUACGCGGAUACUUCUGGAACCGUGACUGGUGGUAAUCCAGACUUGGACAGGGCCUAUGAAAGAGCCAGAGUCGCCUCUUCUUCCUCCUCUUCGGAGGUGCUUUCCAGCACUGCCACAUGCAAGUCCAUCUUGAAGAAGGUGACCGUGACGGAAAUGCCCUCAGUCAUCUUCCAUUACACGCAGGACCACCUCUCCGCGCAGGACCCCGGUGCCAACAAGCAAACUGGGGCCAUCUUAGAAGCCGCCAAGAUGGAUCUUUUAACCUUGAUGAAGCUGGAUGACCCCUGCCUUUUGAAUGGGAAAGUGAUGCUGCAUCAAGUUACUGGUGGGACGGUGGUGUCGAGGCAAGGGGACCAGGACGUCAACAUCCGGUUUGUGAUCUCGGGAAUGCUGCACGUCUAUCAGCGGAAGAUAGACUCCGAGGAGGAGACCUGCCUGUUCAUCACCCACCCCGGGGAGCUGGUGGGGCAGCUUGCCGCCCUCACGGGGGAGCCCCUCAUUUUCACCAUCAAGGCCAACCGCGACUGCAGCUUCCUGGCCAUCUCCAAGUCGCACUUCUAUGAGAUAAUGCGGGAACAGCCCUCGGUUGUCCUGGGCGUGGCUCACACGGUUGUGAAGCGGAUGUCGUCCUUUGUGAGGCAGAUCGACUUCGCCCUGGACUGGAUGGAAGUGGAAGCGGGGCGAGCUGUUUAUCGACAGGGCGACAGCUCAGAUUGCACCUACAUUGUGCUGAAUGGUCGGCUCCGCUCUGUCAUCACGAUGGACGAUGGGAAAAAGCAGCUGACGGGUGAAUACGGCCGUGGGGACCUGAUUGGCGUGGUCGAAGCCUUAACCCACCAGCCCAGGGCAACAACGGUGCAUGCAGUUCGUGAUUCUGAGCUGGCCAAGCUUCCUGAGGGAGCACUUACUUCGAUCAAACGCAAGUUCCCCCAGGUUGUGACUAGACUGAUCCAUUUGUUGGGCGAGAAGAUCCUUGGCAGCCUGCAGCAAGGGGCAGGUCACCCGCUUGGACUGCAUGCGUCGGGCAGCAAAUGGGAUGCCAGCAACCCUGCCAGCAACCUCUCCACUGUCGCCAUCAUGCCUGUAUCGGAAGAUGUGCCCCUCUCCACCUUCACCUUGGAGCUGAAGCACGCCCUCUGCGCCAUUGGUCCCGCUCUGCUGCUCACCAGUGACAACAUCAAACAGCAACUUGGCUCUGCAGCUCUCGACAGCAUCCAUGAGUACCGUCUGUCCAGUUGGCUGGGCCAGCAGGAGGACAUGCACCGCAUCGUCCUCUACCAGUCCGACAGCACCCUCACCCCCUGGACCCAGCGCUGCAUCCGCCAGGCUGACUGCAUCUUGAUCGUAGGCCUGGGAGAGCAGGAGCCGACUGUCGGAGAGCUGGAGCGGAUGCUGGAGAACACGGCUGUCCGAGCCCAGAAGCAGCUGGUCUUGCUUCACAGAGAGGACGGGCCUCUUCCUUCCCGCACUGUGGAGUGGCUCAACAUGCGGAGCUGGUGCUCGGCUCACCUCCACCUCCGCUGCCCCCGUCGUGUCUUCUCCCGGCGGAGCCGCCCCAAGCUGAAAGAACUGUACGAACGUGUGUUUCAGAAGCCUCCGGACAGACACUCGGACUUUUCCAGGCUGGCCCGUGUCCUGACCGGGAAUGCGGUCGCUUUAGUGCUUGGAGGAGGCGGGGCACGAGGCUGUUCCCAAGUGGGCAUCAUCAGGGCGCUGAACGAAGCAGGCAUCCCCGUCGACAUGAUUGGCGGCACCUCCAUUGGCUCCUUCAUGGGAGCGGUCUACGCUGAAGAGCGCAGCUACACCCAAAUGAGGAUCAAAGCCAGGCAGUGGGCGAUGACCAUGAAUUCGGUGUUCAGAACUAUCUUAGACUUGACGUACCCAAUCACCUCCAUGUUCUCCGGAGCCUCGUUCAAUCAUGGCGUCUGCAGCAUCUUCAAAGACAAACAGAUUGAGGAUCUUUGGAUUCCUUACUUCACCAUUACAACAGACAUCACUGCCUCGGCUAUGAGGGUCCACACAGAUGGCUGCCUAUGGCGGUACAUCCGGGCCAGCAUGUCCCUCUCUGGCUACUUACCCCCCCUCUGCGACCCCAAAGACGGGCACCUCCUGAUGGACGGAGGUUACAUCAACAAUCUCCCAGCGGACGUUGCGAGGUCCAUGGGGGCGAAGGUGGUAAUCGCCAUCGAUGUGGGGAGCAGAGAUGAGACGGACCUCACCAAUUAUGGCGACGCCCUCUCUGGCUGGUGGCUGCUGUGGAAGCGGUGGAACCCCCUGGUGGAGAAGGUGAAGGUGCUGAACAUGGCCGAGAUCCAGACCCGGCUUGCCUAUGUGUGCUGCGUACGGCAGCUGGAGAUGGUCAAGAACAACGACUACUGCGAGUACAUCCGGCCACCCAUAGACCGUUAUGGCACCUUGGAUUUUGGGAAGUUCGACGAAAUCUGUGAAGUGGGCUACCAGCACGGGCGGACAGUAUUUAACGUCUGGUGCCGGAGUGGUGUCCUGGACAAGAUGCUGAAGGACAGGCAGGAGCUCUGUAAAUCCAAACUUCCAGGCGUGGUGACCUGUCCCACAACCUCCUUCACGGAUCUGGCAGAAAUAGUCUCCAGAAUUGAGCCAGUCAAGGCUGCCGUAGUGGAUGACGAGUCCGACUAUCAGACAGAGUACGAGGAGGAGGUUCUUGGCAGUCAGAAGGACGACUACGUCAAUUUCCUGAGCAACCAGAUGGAAGAUGACUCAGACUCCCAGGACCAAGAACUCCGGCAAAGGAAGCAGGCCAGCCUCGACAGCCAAGGAAGCAGCAGGGCAGAGCUGAGCUGAGUGGCUUGCCUGGGGGAGGGACACACUCCCACAGCCUAGCUGGGCCUUUGCUGUUCAUCGCAAAGCUUCCUCCCUUUGCCAUUACAAAGCUUCCGCGGUUUGAGAAAGGCAGCGGUUUAUCGGGGUUUUUUCUGUCUGUCCUUCCUAAACCCAGCUGGGUAGCAAGAGAAAAGGGGCUACCGCUUCUGGCUGAACUCUCUCUCCCUUGGAUGCAACUCUGCAGAAACCUUUCGUCAGCAGCUUGUCCCAAACCCCUCCGGGGCAGCGCUGGAUUCCUGCAAGCUGGCUGUGGAGUUAACAGAGUAUUUUUCUGCUUGUUCUAUGAACAAAAGGGCGCCAGCAGAGGGGGAAGAGUGUGUGUGUGUGUGUGUGUGUUGUAAAAGAGAGGGGGGAGUCUUUAAUGACUCCUCUCCCCCUGUUUUAUAUAGUUCUUGCACCAGCAUCUGCAACGGUUCUGUGGUAAUUAGCAAGAAGCCUGAACGUUAACAUGCAAAUGCGUCGGGAUGUUCCUCGCUUGCAUCCGACACACACGGUGUGAAAACGAAGCCAUCUGCUGGGAGCCGACUCGCCCAGCAGCGGAGGCAGCGCUCCUUACGGAGCCAACACCACCGCUGGUUGACAUACUUUUGCAAGGCCUGCUUUCCACAGCAGGGCUGGUAAAUGAGGAGGGGACCUUUCCCCCGCAUGUGCCUGUCUAACGCUCCAUGCACAAGGCCUCGGCCUGCCUGGCAGGUGCGUCAUUUCCACUUUGGCAAACACACACAGAAGGCACUGUUGCCUCCGGACCGUCCGGAUAACUUUGUUCCAUCUGACAGCAUUGGGCUCUCUCUCUCCCCGUCCUCCAGAUGUUUUUUAAAAAAUAAAAACCCAGCAACCAAA